Messenger RNA from Pistacia vera, 2586 nucleotides. Its product is annotated as receptor-like protein 6. The transcript is spliced from 3 exons. Gene Ontology annotation, molecular function: protein binding. The record is from RefSeq and is a predicted model, not a curated record. NCBI's taxonomy places the organism in Eukaryota, Viridiplantae, Streptophyta, Magnoliopsida, Sapindales, Anacardiaceae. Bases 1 to 2586 code for a protein of 861 amino acids.
AUGACGCCAUCCUCAAAUUUCUUCUCAUUUAUGCACUUGCUUCUUUUGUUCGCUUUAUUUAAUCUUAUUGUCUUGGCUCACUUUACUUCUUUUGCACAAGCACUCUGUCAUGAUAAUGAGCAUUCUUCCUUGUUGCGGUUCAAGGAAAGUCUAGUCAUUGAUAAGUCUGCUUCUUGUGAUCCUUCAGCUUAUCCAAAGGUCGCAUCCUGGAAGACAGAUAAAGAUUGCUGCUCAUGGGACGGCAUCACCUGCAAUGAGGUUACCGGUCAUUUGAUCGCACUUAACCUCACUAGUAGCUGCCUUUAUGGUUCUAUCAACUCUACCAGUACUCUCUUCCAACUUGCCCAUCUGGAAUGGCUCAGCCUGGCUGAUAAUGACUUCAUUGGCUCUAGGAUCCCUUCCAAAAUCAUGAACCUUUCUAAGUUAUCAUAUCUGAACCUAUCCAUUUCUGGCUUUUCUGGUCAAAUACCAUCAGAGUUCCUAGACCUCUCAAAGUUGGAGACCCUUGACGCAUCGUUUAAUGAUAACUUGGAGCUCCAAAAGCCAGGUCUAAGAAGUCUAGUUGAGAAGUUAACUCACCUCAAAGUGCUAAAUCUUUCCUGGGUCAACAUUUCUUCUUCAGUACCUGAUAUCUUGGCAAAUCUAUCUUCGUUGACUGAGUUAUCCCUCAAGCAUUGUGAAUUGCAAGGAGAGUUUCCUACAAAGAUAUUCCAAUUACCCCGCCUUCACUUUCUCAGUGUGCAGUACAAUCAAGGCCUCUCUGGGUACUUGCCAGAAUUUGAAAAGAGCAGCCUUCUUCAAUAUUUGAUGCUUGCAGGCACGAGAUUCUCUGGUGAGGUUCCAUAUUCAAUUGGGAAUCUUAAUUCCUUAAUUCUCUUGGAUAUUCACGAUUGCAAUUUUUCAGGAUCAAUUCUGUCUUCACUUGGUAAUCUUACCAAGAUCACUUAUCUUUACUUGUCUGGAAAUCAAUUUUCAGGCAAGUUGUCAACUCUGGUUGGAAAUCCAUCUUCUUUAAAAGAAUUGGACCUUUCACAUAACACUUUUUCAAGCCAAGAUUCUUGUUCAUUGUCGUGGAUGGCUAAGUAUAGUAAGCUUACUUAUUUAGGCCUUUCACAAAUCAACUUGUUUGGUGAAAUUCCCUCUUGGCUCAUGAACCUAACACAUCUUACACAUUUAUAUAUGAGCCAGAACGAAUUAAAAGGUCCUAUUCCAUAUUGGCUUAUGAACCUAAGCCAAUUGGAGGAGCUAUCAUUGUCAUCUAAUCGUUUGAUUGGCGAUAUCCCUUCUCAAAUUGGAAACCUAACGCAGCUGCAGGUUCUUGCACUUGGGUCAAAUAUAUUGCAAGGCGCAUUUCCUAUUGCUCUCUAUGACCUCGAGAAUCUCCGUGUGCUUGACCUCGCUUCAAAUAAUCUAAAUAGCACAAACCAAGAUCAAUUGGAGAUUCUAGAUCUUUCCUCAAACAAGAUAGCUGGCCAAAUACCUGGAUGGUUUUUGAAUUCAAGUGUGGAUUUGUUGCUAAACUUGAACCUUUCCAACAAUUUCUUAACCGGCUUUGACCAACAUCCUCUUAAUUUUUCAUGGACUCGACUAGAAACUUUAGACUUAAGUUUGAAUAAGUUGCAAGGACCACUCCCAGUUCCCCCACCGUCCACCAUGGAUUAUUUCGUUUCGUACAAUAAUCUGAUAGGAGAAAUUCCACCAGUUUUAUGCAAUUUGAAUUGGUUGAGAAUUCUCGAUCUGUCUCACAACAACUUAAGUGGCAAGCUUCUACAGUGUUUGGGAAAUUCCAGUCAUUUCCUAGAACUACUAAAUCUGAAAAAUAACAACUUUAGUGGAGGUAUUCCUGAAAACUUUGUGAAUGGAGAAAACUUGGGGAUGAUUGAUUUAAGCCAAAAUCAAUUACAAGGGAAAAUUCCAAGAUCACUGGCCAGUUGCACAAAGCUAGAAUUUCUUGAUCUUGGAAACAAUCAAAUCAGUGAUACUUUUCCAUCUUGGUUGGAAACUCUUCCAAAUUUAAAGGUCCUUAUCUUACAAUUUAAUAGAUUAAAGGGUGCCAUAAAAGAACCUAAAACAGCCUAUGCUUUUCCCAAACUGCAAAUCAUCGACCUCUCCCAUAAUAGAUUUACAGGUAGCCUUCCAUCAAAAUACUUUGAAUCUUGGGAUGCCAUGAAAGUUGUCAAUGGAAGCUCACUAACAUAUAUGCAACUUCCGGAGUUUAAUACACUCUACACAGGUAUUGAUGAGAGGAUUGAUCUUUUACCAUCGAUUUACGAUUACUCAAUGCGAUUGAGUACCAAAGGCAUAGAGUUGGAGUACGUAAGGAUCUCAAAUCUCCUCACAGCCAUUAUUUUCUCGAGCAACAAAUUUGAAGGACAGAUUCCACCAUCCAUUGCAAAUUUAAGAGGGCUUCGUUUUCUUGUUCUUUCAAACAAUAAUCUCAAAGGCUCCAUCCCACCAUCAAUGGCAAACCUAACAGUAUUGGAAUCGUUGGACCUUUCCAAUAACAAGCUCUCAGGACAGAUUCCUCAACAACUGGAAGACCUCACAUUCCUUUCAAAUUUCAAUGAUUGUGUGGGAAGCAGAUAG